UAAGAAUUGAAUUGAAUUUUCUUAGCGCUUGCUUCCUGUAUGGCUAAGGCUUAGAAAUUGAAAUUCAAAUACUAGAUUUUUUAAUAUUUAACUUAAGAUAAUCUUGUUUUCCAGUUACUAAUAAUAUUGAAUUUGUUAGAACAAAAAAAAACCUUGUAAUGAAAUAGUAAUCACUAUUUUACGUAAAAUGCGUGGAAUGUAAUAGUUUUGUGUUAAUUUCCUCAUUUAAGCUGUAUUUCUUCAUUGUGUUUUAAUACUCCAAUAAAUAAGAGAGAAAUUAAGAUAUGGCAGGUCCUAUAGAAAGGAUUCAAGUACUCGACGACAUAGAAAAAGAUAUAAUUACAUGUUUACAAUGUGCAGCUCAAGCAUUAUUGGAGUUAGGUAAAGAAAGAUCAAGUCAGAAGCAAGCUGAGAGUAAUACCUCUCAAUUUCUCAGGACUUUAAGUCAGGUUGAAUCUAAACUUAGUGAUCAAAUAAAUUAUUUGACACAAGUGUCCACUGGCCAACCACAUGAAGGAUCAGGUUAUGCAUCACAAAAAGUAUUACAGAUGGCUUGGCAUCGUUUAGAACAUGUACGCUCCUGGGUAAAUGAACUUGAAAGACACAAAGCAUCUCACUUAGCUGCAGGAAAUAGAACAACAGUAGGUGUCAUAAAUGGCAAUAUGACCUCAUCUGGAACAAGCACUCAAUAAGUAGGUUGUAUUAACAUAAAGCUUAUGAAAUAUUUAAGAUAAUAGUCUUGUGAAUGUGUAAGUGAAAGGUAGUAAGAGUGAAUUACCCUUAUUGAUCAUUGUCGUAUUAAAUUGUAUAAAACAUA
Molecule: messenger RNA, 817 nt
Organism: Vanessa tameamea
Lineage: Eukaryota; Metazoa; Arthropoda; Insecta; Lepidoptera; Nymphalidae
Gene: MED11
Product: mediator of RNA polymerase II transcription subunit 11
Exons: 2
Coding region: 285-692 (135 amino acids)
Biological process (GO): regulation of transcription by RNA polymerase II
Cellular component (GO): mediator complex
Molecular function (GO): transcription coregulator activity
Source: RefSeq, a predicted model, not a curated record